UCCUCACGAGCUCAGUCAAUGGAGCAGUAGACAGAAAAGUCAACAUAGCCAUCACAACUUACAUUUACAACUUUUUGAAGCGUUUAUUUUGUUGGAUUUUCAUCUUCGACUUUAGUGAAAACUACUCUUGACUGUUUCUUCAGCUGACGUUGAGCAGGACUGUCGAGAAGACACGAAAAGAUGAAAUACAUUAUAGGAAUUGGCGGCGUCACUAAUGGUGGCAAAACCACCCUGACAAAUAAGUUGAUCAAGACAUUGCCAAACUGCUGUGUUGUGCACCAAGAUGACUUUUUCAAGAAACCUGAUCAGAUAGAAGUCGGAGAGGACGGCUUUAGACAAUGGGAUGUAAUCACAGCUAUGGAUAUGGAGGCCAUGACCAACACAGUAAAAGGAUGGAUGGAGAACCCGGUCAAGUUCGCCCGCUCCCACGGCGUCAGUCUGUCUCCUCCAUCUGAUGUGGCCGACCCGGACAAUCAGAUUCACAUUCUGAUCGUGGAAGGCUUUCUGCUCUACAACUACGCGCCCCUGCUGGACGUUUUUGACAAGAGCUUUUACAUCACGAUACCCUACGAGGAGUGCAAGAGAAGGAGAAGUACAAGACAGUACACCGUCCCUGACCCCCCCGGCCUGUUCGACGGCCACGUGUGGCCCAUGUACCUGAAGCACAGGAAAGAGAUGGAGAGCUGUGGCUUGAAUAUUGAGUGCUUAGAUGGUUUGAAGUCCAAAGAGGAGAUCUACACCCAGGUGUAUGAGAGCAUUCAGAACAACUUGCUCAAUCGUUUAUAGCAGGAAGACUCCUCUCCAUCCCUGUACAGAAGUUGUAAAUAGUUCCAUGGAUUCUUUUUUAUGAAGUUUUUUUUAAUUUAAUUGUUUGUGAAUGAAACAAAGCAAUGUUAACUUAUCAUUGUUUUUAUCAUCUUGAGAUGAUCAAUAUGUUUUUUUUUCCCUUUCAAAUUGAUUGUUGAAGCAGCAUUUCUCUGUUACUGUUUUUUUUGAAGCACUGACUUAUACCGGACCAUUUGUCACAUUCUCCUAAUAAUAAAUAUGUUAGUUGCUGUUGAUAGACAGUACAUCAAGAA
Molecule: messenger RNA, 1079 nt
Organism: Centropristis striata (black sea bass)
Lineage: Eukaryota; Metazoa; Chordata; Actinopteri; Perciformes; Serranidae
Gene: mibp
Product: muscle-specific beta 1 integrin binding protein
Exons: 8
Coding region: 181-786 (201 amino acids)
Cellular component (GO): cytoplasm
Source: RefSeq, a predicted model, not a curated record